Molecule: messenger RNA, 1643 nt
Organism: Trichechus manatus latirostris (Florida manatee)
Lineage: Eukaryota; Metazoa; Chordata; Mammalia; Sirenia; Trichechidae
Product: EF-hand calcium-binding domain-containing protein 1-like
Exons: 5
Coding region: 1015-1626 (203 amino acids)
Molecular function (GO): calcium ion binding
Source: RefSeq, a predicted model, not a curated record
UCCUUAAGAAGAGUUUGGGGGAACUUUUUAAUCAGUUGCCUUAUUUUAAAACUCAUUUUCAUAUUUUACCAAAAAUUUAGCAAGAAUGUAGUGUCCUGGGUUCUAUAAUAUUAGUACAUUUUCCUGCCUUACCACAGUGAAGGCCAGCAGACAUUGAGUAGAAGAUGUUUGGUCUCUCUCUCAGGAUCUUACAUAGACAUGAGUUAGAACAGUUGACAUUUUGGUAGCUUUGUUGUAGUCAGGUCAUAUUUUCCUAGCAGUCUGUCAGACCUAAGUAAGAUAAGUAAAAGUUAGAAGCUCCCAAAGGCCCGCAGGUUGCAAUCUUUGGAUAUAAUGAGAAGGUACUUGGUUUGAGUUUAGAGGAGAUGAUAACCUUUGAAGGAGCCGUUUAUAACUUGGGAAGUUAUUAUAUUUCAUGUUAAAGAAACAGGUUUUUAUGACCUUAGUUUUCACUGGUGUGGUCAAACGAAGAACAUCUUCAACUGUAGAAUUUGUGCUGUGGGAGUAUAAAGGGCAGUGAUAUCAAGCACCACUUUAGGUAGUGUUUGUUGUUAGAUGCCAUCAAGUUGAUUUUUGACUCAUAGCGACUCCAUGUGACAGAGUAGUACUGCCCCAUAGGGUUUUUCUAGACUCUGAUCUUUACAGGAGCAGAUCACCAAGUCUUUGCUGCAGAGCCACCGGUGGGUUCAAUUAGCAGCCGAGUGCUUAACCAUUGUGCAGCCAGGCCUCCUUAGCUAGUAUUUCGCUCCAAAGAAAAAUAUAAAUGUUGAAAUUGCUGUAAUAUUGCAGAUUACAAUAACCUUAAUGAAAUUACUGUAUUCUAGGUGGUAGCAACCAUUGUUGCAUAUUUUUUGUUAUUGGGAACCUUCUGUGUCUGGUUGCUGGGAGGUUGCCGUGAUAACAUUCUGAGUUGGGUAGGGAGUAGUGAACCGUGGAAUCAGUGGCAACCCAGGACGCUCAGGCUUGGAGCUAGGCUGUCUGGGAAGUCUGCAGUGUGUUGGAGUCACGCUCGACAUGGACCAGAAGGCUCUGAAGAAACUGGUGGAAUCCAUAAGUAAAACUGUCAAGAGCUUCAAAAAAAGUGAAAUUGAGGGUCUCAUAAGGCUUUUUCACAGCUUGGUGAAAAGAACUGAUGAAAGACUUAAUCAGAUGGGGCUAGAUCGUAGUGCAUUUCGAGAGAUCCUACACAGCAUAUUUGGAAUGACUGAUGAUAUGCUGAUGGAUAGGGUGUUUUUUGCAUUUGACAAAGACAAUGAUAGCCGCAUAAAUGUAAAUGAGUGGGUUAAAGGAUUGUCAGUGUUUCUUCGAGGGACUUUUGAAGAAAAGCUGAAGUUCUGUUUUGAAGUUUAUUAUUUGAAUGGUGAUGGUUACAUUUCUCAAGAUGAAAUAUUUGACAUGUUGAAGAACAGUCUGUACCAACAGUCGUCUGAAGAAGAGACUGAUGAAGGAGUCAAAGAACUGGUAGAAAUCACAAUGAAGAAAAUGGAUUAUGACAACGAUGGCAAGAUAUCUUUUGCAGAUUUUGAAAGAGCAGUAAAAAACGACAGACUUUUGUUGGAGGUGUUUGGACCAUGUUUACCAGAAGCGCAGGUACAGUUACAAGUGCCAACUGCCCAGAUAAGUUGAGGAAAAAUAUAAGCAAC